UGUGGGGGCGGCCCGGCGGCGUGCGCGCCCCCGGCUGCAGCCCGUUUGCCCCGGCAGGUCGCAGGAGGUAGGCGGUGCCCGCGCCGCGCCGUGCCGGCCGCCAUGGCGCAGUUCGGCGGACAGAAGAACCCCCCCUGGGCGACGCAGUUCACGGCCACGGCGGUGUCGCAGCCAGCUGCUCUUGGUGUGCAGCAGCCGUCACUGCUUGGAGCCUCUCCUACAAUAUACACGCAGCAGACGGCCCUGGCAGCAGCAGGCCUCACUACCCAGACCCCGACCAACUACCAGCUGACUCAGACAGCUGCCCUACAGCAGCAAGCUGCAGCUGCAGCAGCUGCAUUACAGCAGCAAUAUUCACAGCCUCAGCAGACUCUCUAUAGUGUACAGCAACAGUUGCAGCAACCUCAGCAGACCAUUUUAACGCAGCCAGCUGUUGCACUACCUACCAGUCUUAGCCUAUCUACUCCUCAACCAGCAGCCCAGAUAACAGUUUCUUAUCCAGCACCCCGCUCAAGUCAGCAGCAAACACAGCCACAAAAGCAGCGUGUCUUCACUGGGGUGGUUACUAAACUACAUGAUACCUUUGGUUUUGUGGAUGAAGAUGUCUUUUUUCAACUUAGUGCUGUUAAAGGAAAGACACCUCAAGUGGGUGACAGAGUUUUGGUAGAAGCUACUUACAAUCCUAAUAUGCCAUUCAAAUGGAACGCACAGAGGAUCCAGACGCUUCCAAAUCAGAACCAGACACAGGCUCAGCCGUUGCUCAAGACACCUCCAGCAGUUCUUCAGCCUAUUGCGCAGCAGACAGCAUUCGGUGUUCAGGCCCAGCCGCAGCCACAGUCCUUGUUGCAAGCACAGAUAUCGGCAGCUUCAAUCACGCCUUUGCUUCAGACACAGCCUCAGCCAUUGCUGCAGCAGCCGCAGCAGAAAGGUGGUUUAUUACAGCCCCCUGUUCGUCUAGUCUCACAGCCUCAACCAGCUCGAAGACUAGACCCCCCAUCCAGAUUUUCUGGGAGGAAUGACAGAGGAGGAGACCCUAUGCCAAAUCGAAAAGAUGACAGGAGUCGUGAAAGAGAACGAGAGAGACGUAGGUCUCGGGAAAGAUCACCCCAGAGAAAACGCUCCAGAGAGAGAUCACCUCGGCGAGAGAGGGAGAGGUCACCUCGAAGACCACGACGUGUUGUUCCUCGUUACACAGUUCAGUUUUCCAAGUUUUCAUUGGACUGUCGCAGCUGUGAUAUGAUGGAGCUGAGGAGGCGUUACCAGAACUUGUAUAUCCCAAGUGAUUUCUUUGAUGCACAGUUUACAUGGGUGGAUGCUUUCCCUAUGUCUAGACCAUUUCAGCUGGGAAACUACUGUAAUUUCUACGUAAUGCACAGAGAAGUAGAUCCUAUAGAUAAAAACGCUGCUGUCCUUGAUCCACCUGAUGCUGAUCAUCUGUACAGUGCAAAGGUGAUGUUGAUGGCUAGUCCCAGCAUGGAGGAUCUCUACCACAAGUCGUGUGCGCUGGCUGAAGAUCCCCAAGAACUUCGUGACGGAUUUCAGCAUCCUGCUAGACUUGUAAAGUUUUUAGUGGGUAUGAAAGGCAAAGAUGAAGCUAUGGCUAUUGGAGGACACUGGUCCCCAUCACUGGAUGGACCUGAUCCAGAAAAGGACCCUUCCGUGCUGAUAAAGACGGCUAUUCGUUGUUGCAAGGCUCUUACAGGGAUUGACUUAAGUGUGUGCACACAAUGGUACCGUUUUGCAGAGAUUCGCUACCAUCGCCCUGAGGAGACCCACAAGGGGCGUACAGUUCCAGCUCAUGUGGAGACAGUGGUUUUAUUUUUCCCGGAUGUUUGGCAUUGCCUUCCCACCCGCUCAGAGUGGGAAACCCUCUCCCGAGGAUACAAGCAGCAGCUGGUCGAGAAGCUUCAGGGUGAACGCAAGGAGGCUGAUGGAGAACAGGAUGAAGAGGAAAAGGAUGAUGGAGAAGCUAAGGAGAUCUCUACGCCUACACACUGGUCUAAAUUGGAUCCCAAAACAAUGAAGGUAAACGACCUUCGAAAAGAAUUAGAAAGUCGAACCCUUAGUUCUAAAGGACUGAAAUCUCAGUUGAUAGCUCGACUGACAAAGCAGCUGAAAGUAGAGGAACAAAAAGAAGAGCAAAAGGAGCUAGAGAAGUCUGAGAAAGAAGAGGAAGAGGAGGAGGAUAGGAAAUCUGAAGAUGACAAAGAGGAAGAGGAAAGAAAACGUCAAGAAGAAAUGGAACGUCAGCGGCGGGAGAGACGAUACAUCUUGCCUGAUGAACCAGCAAUCAUUGUGCAUCCUAACUGGGCAGCAAAGAGUGGGAAGUUUGACUGUAGCAUUAUGUCACUUAGUGUUCUUCUGGACUAUAGAUUAGAGGAUAAUAAAGAACAUUCCUUUGAGGUUUCAUUGUUUGCAGAACUCUUCAAUGAAAUGCUUCAGAGGGAUUUUGGUGUCAGAAUUUACAAAGCACUGGUUUCUCUCCCAGAGAGGGAGGACAAAAAAGACAAAAAAGGCAAAAAAGAUGAACGAAAAGAGAAAAAGGAAGAAAAAGAGGAAGAAAAUGAUGAACCAAAACCUAAGAGGAGAAAAUCUGGAGACGAUAAAGAUAAAAAGGAAGAUAGAGAUGAAAAGAAGAGGGAAGAUAAAAGGAAAGAUGAUUGUAAAGAUGAAGAAGAGACAGAAGAUGACAAUAAUCAAGAAGAAUAUGAUCCAAUGGAGGCAGAAGAUGCUGAAGAUGAAGAUGAAGAAUGCAGACCACUCGCAACUCCCAUUGAAGUCAGUAGGAGAUACCGGGAUGAAGAGGAAAUGAACAAACGGGAGGACAGAAGAGAGGGAAAUAGGCAUUGCAAAGAGAGGUCGUCUAAAGAUAAAGAGAAGGACAAGACACAAAUGGUAACUGUUAAUAGGGACCUUCUGAUGGCCUUCGUUUAUUUCGAUCAAAGUCAUUGUGGAUACCUUCUGGAGAAGGACAUGGAGGAGAUACUGUACACUCUUGGACUGCACCUAUCACGUGCUCAGGUCAAGAAGCUCCUUAAUAAAGUAGUACUUAGAGAAUCCUGCUUUUACAGAAGACUAACAGAUACUUCUAAAGAUGAGGAAAACCAAGAAGAAUCCGAAGAGCUACAGGAAGAUAUGUUAGGAAACAGAUUACUGUUGCCAUCACCUACAAUAAAGCAAGAAUCAAAAGCUAUAGAAGAAAACGUUGGCCUUAUUGUAUACAAUGGCGCUAUGGUGGAUGUUGGGAGCCUCUUACAGAAGCUGGAGAAGAGUGAAAGAGUGCGGGCAGAGAUAGAACAGAAGCUUCAGUUACUAGAAGAAAAAACAGAUGAGGACGAGAAGACCAUACUGCAUCUGGAGAAUUCUAACAAGAGUCUGUCUACGGAGCUCAAAGAAGUCAAAAAGGACCUUGGUCAGCUGCAAGAGAACUUGAAAAUCUCAGAUGAUAAAAAUUUACAAUUUGAGGGUCAGCUGAAUAAGACAAUCAAAAACUUAGCUACUGUUAUGGAUGAAAUACAGAGUGUUCUUAAACAGGAUAUUGUGAAAAGCGAAGAUAGAGAUCAGAAAUCCAAAGAAAAUGGAGCUAACGUAUGAUAAAACUGCUGCUGUUUAGAAGAACGGUGUUACAUAAUGUAAUAUAAAUCAUGAUACCAGAAUGUAUGGGAAGUGAUGCAUGUUUGAUUUUAGUAGUAUAAAUAUCUUAGUUCCAAAAGAUGUAUAAAGUUUUAUGAAUGUGAAUGUCUGCUUCUGAAGAUUGCUUGUAAUUCUUAGCAUUCAAUUUGAGACACUCCUCGAGUGAAAAUAAUUUUGCAUUGCAAAAUGUUUUAGGAUGAACUUUGUUACAGCUUUAACCCUAAUAAAGUUCAUCAACGUAAUGAACAGUAGCAAGUAUUUAAUUACCAAAUGUUUUUCAUUAAAGUCUAGUGAAAUCAAAAUUUUCAUUAUUUAUAGAAUUGCCAUUUUUAGGUUUUUAUUUUUAUUUCAGUCUAAUUAGUCUUUUUAAAUUCAAAUAUAAAUCACAAAAUAGCAUGCUGCUUAAUUUUGCAAGUAAAGAUUUUUUUUAAAAGCUUCUCAGAUUUUUUUUUUUUUUACUUGUCACAACUUUCUUUUCCCUUCCACCUGUAAUUUUCUAAAAGCUGCUUGUAAUAAAGCUUCCUGAGAUACAGUAGUUCAGAGUUGCAUAUGAGUUAAGAAAGCAAUAGAAACCUACCACAAUACUGGUAGAGUUGUGAGAUUUAUACGGAAAUAUAUGGGCCUGUUUUAAAUGUAUGUCAUCUUUGUUUCCUUAAUUGUUCUUAUCUUUGGAUUAAUAUAUAUGCUCCUUUUUAACAAGUGCGGUGUAUUAAUAUGUAUGGUUGGAUACCAGGCCAGUAGAUGUCAGACUAAUGCCUUACAUGGACAAAAUGCUACCAUUGUAAGUCACCUUUAAUUAAAUUUGGACUUCUUUCCUAGUAUGUGUAAUUACUUCAAAUACUCUAGUCCAACAAAGUGAUAGAUACACAAGUAUCAGUAUUCCAUGUUAUAAUUAUGAAGGAGCAGGACAAUUUUUGUUGAAAGAGGGUAAGACUGCCUUUCUGUUGUGUUCAUAGAUAACCAGAGAUCUAAGCUUAAAACGUAAUGUGGCAUCAUUUGUGAAAGGCAACUUACAUGAGAUGAAGCACGAACAAUGGUAUUUUGUUGCAACUUCCAGGAAAGUUAAGGGUUUUGAAGGUUGGGAAAGGAGUCUUCUCUUACAGAAAUGGUUAAUUUUAGUAGACUUUUUUUUUUUUUAAAACCAAGAUGUCCUAGGUAACUAAAUACCUGUUAGGAGAGUCCAGGUGCCAUAAUAUGUAUGAAUAACCCAUGUGAAAGCUCACAUGGCUUUAGUGAGAAACACCUUAAAAUGCCUGAAUUGAUGUUCAAAGGAGUCUAAGGUGGUGCUCUUAUUAUUUCCUUCGCUGGCCCUUUUGAAGCCAGACAAGUCUCUUUCUUCAUUAAAUUAACAUGCAUAAAUUUCUCUCUCAUUCAUCACAGUUCAGUCACUGUGGAAUACCUUAACUGUUCACACUAAAGUAGGGGUUAAUAUAAAAACACUACUUAUUCAGUACAAGUACGCGGAAAACGCAUGCUUUAUGAAUUAAGAGGUAACAUCUCAUUAGAGUGAGUGAGGAUGGUCAUAAAUUAAUCCUAUGAAAAGCAUCAUCUGUGGUAUACAGAUGGUGUAAAGUGAAAUUCUUUUGUAAUAAAAUUCUAUUUUUCACCUUUGUACAGACUGACAGCAUGUAUAUGUCAAGCACCAUUUAAAAUAGUAAGGAAAGGACUGACUUUGAAAUAACUUUUUCAUGGGGAAUUUUCAGCUGUACAUGUGAACAUGCAAGAGAUAAAUUGUAGCAUAUAAGAUAACUUCAUAGGUUCACUGUGAAAGUUCUGUUGGAAUCUUUGUGGUUUUUUUGUUUGUUUUUUUUAAAAAAAAAACCUUAAACAGCUGAUAGGAAAGCAGUUGUCACGAAAGCAGGCCUCAUCUUGCGUUUGAGUUGAGUGGCCCUGUGACAUAAUUGCUAGUGACACAGAUUUUUAUAGGAUUUAAGAAAAAUAAUUGCUUGAAUUAGUGUAACCUUGCUCUAUAUUGCUUUGAUGUAACAGUGUUUUAAAUACAAUGUACAGUCUGCAUUUAUGUUGGAAGGAAAAUGAAAGGUUAAAAAAUAAAGGGGAAAAAAUGAAAAAUUUUACAACCUACACAGGGCUUGACCAGUCUCCCAAAGGACAAAUAAUCUGAUGAAAAAGAGACAGCUUCACAGCAUGUAAAGUCACUUUAUCAAAUGGCACAAAGUUCUGUAUAUACGUCACGUCAAUUCUAGUCAUUAGCUAAAGCUUCUCAGUAAUAUUUUAGGAAUGUAAGCAGUUCUUAAAUAAUAACAAAAAAAGCUAAUAGAGUAUCAAUAGUGGGGGUUUGGAGAAGCAAUCUUCUAUCAGUUUUAAUUUAUGAACAGUGUUUUUGCAUUUAAUGUCCACACUUCACAUCUCAUGGGCUUUCCACUGCUAUGCCUUUCCCUGGGUAUCGGCUGCUGACAAACGGCUGCUAGAAGAGCUGAAGCAAGGUCUUGUUGGUGCUCUCGGUGUUGAAGCACCCCAUUUGUUUGUAGUUUAAAAAUGAUCUUAGAGGCUCUAUGCAGAGUAGCAAAUCUAGGAGUGCCUUGUUCUGUAGAGAAAGCACUGCUACAACAAGCCAGUAAAUAAAAUUGUAUCUGUUUAUAGACUUUUUUCCCCUUUUGUAUUGCUCUAGGCUGAUGAAAUUAGUGAGUUGAACCUUUACAGCACGAUACUCAGCCCAAUGGAUGCCCAUGAAUAAGGAUAGGAAGAAAGUUCCACGUGAUACAUCUGCGUGCAACAUGAUCUAGAUUGGACUAGACUCUAAUAAUGCCCCUUUGCUUGAUCUGGCAAUAAAAAAGGUAGAGGUGCAUAGCUUCAGUGCUACAUAGCAACAGUGGCAAAAAGACCAAUAGAGAUUUUUUGCCAAAGCUUUCUGGAGAGCUGAGUAUUGCAUGGGAGAUAAUGGAGCUGCAUCCAGCACCACUGCAUGUUCUACCAUGACAGAGACAUGUUUUACUGACUCACCUAGUGCUUGAUGUAUCGUGGCCGUAGCACCUGGCUGGGCACUGCUGCAGAAUCACUUCCCAGUUGUUGCUUGGUUUUCCCUGCGUCCCUUCACUCGGCCUGUGGAGCAGAAGUUAGAAUGCUGUCUGGUGACCGUGGGUUUCCACAGAUCCAGCAUUUACAAUUGAGUCAUUUCAGAAUGUAACUUUAUAAAGUUGAGUCCGCGAACAUAUGUUCAGUGUUCAGGCUGAAAUAACUGCUUUGGGAGAGAUAAUGGCUUUCAGUCCAUCUUUCUGCUGAAUAAUGUACUGUGUUGAGUAUCUGUUUGGAUUUAUGUAACAUGGUUAACUUUCACUGAUAAUUUUAUCAGAAAUGUGCACAAAAUGUGUUUUUUUCCUCUUGCUUCUGUAAUCUUUGUGUACCCAGGUCAGGUUUUAAAAUCUUGAGUGCAUUUGUUCAGUGCAGUUUAUAUUUAAAAAUAUAUUUCAUUUUUAGUGACUGAGUCUCAUGGCCAGUGAUAGAUUGCAAAAUAUGUAGGUGGCGCGGUCAAUGCACUUUCCGAAAGCAGAAAUGGUUCAAAUAGAAAUUCAGCUGGAACUUGUAUAUUGCCGUGUAGUACAACAAUAAAAACAGCAUAAAUAA
Oxyura jamaicensis (ruddy duck) is the source of this 7215-nucleotide messenger RNA. It is a transcript of the gene CCAR1, whose product is annotated as cell division cycle and apoptosis regulator 1. Gene Ontology annotation, biological process: regulation of DNA-templated transcription. NCBI's taxonomy places the organism in Eukaryota, Metazoa, Chordata, Aves, Anseriformes, Anatidae. Gene Ontology annotation, cellular component: nucleus. The coding region runs from base 103 to 3594 and encodes 1163 amino acids. The transcript is spliced from 25 exons. The record is from RefSeq and is a predicted model, not a curated record.